Messenger RNA from Staurois parvus, 681 nucleotides. The record is from the annotation of a GenBank genome assembly. Lineage: Eukaryota; Metazoa; Chordata; Amphibia; Anura; Ranidae.
AUGGCUGCCACAGGCGGGGAGCCGAGCCGAGAGUGGAGCGACGAGCAGCUUCACGGCGAUGAUCUGCCCAAGAAGGAUGUGAUCGUCUUCCUGCAGGAGCACGCCUCAGAAUCGUUCCUGGCAGAACACAAGUUGCUUGGAAAUGUCAAGAAUGUAGCAAAAACAGCCAAAAAGGAUCAUCUCAUCACGGCCUAUAACAAAUUAUUUGAAACAAAGCGUUUCAAGGGAACGGACCGUACUGAAAGUGUGACAAAACAAGUGAAAGAUCUGAAAGUUGAUGAUGCAAAGGCUGCUGAAACCAAGACAGAAGAGGUGGUUGAUGAGGGUCCCCCCAAGUACACCAAGUUCAUGCUGAAGAAGGGAGAUAAGACUAACUUUCCAAAGAAAGGAGACACUGUGCAUUGUUGGUACACCGGGACGUUGGAGAAUGGAACAGUGUUUGACAGCAAUAUAACAACAAGUGCAAAGAAGAAAAAAGCCACCAAGCCCUUGGCCUUCAAAGUUGGUGUUGGCAGAGUCAUCAGAGGUUGGGAUGAAGCCCUGCUCACCAUGAGCAAAGGCGAAAAAGCUAAACUUGAAAUCGAGUCUGAAUGGGCCUAUGGCAAGAAGGGUCAGCCUGAUGCCAAAAUCCCACCCAAUGCCAAGCUGAUUUUUGAAGUGGAACUGGUUGACAUUAACUGA